AAUGGCAGUCAGUACAGUAAUAAUACGUCGAUGUGAUUGUCCAGUUUUGCUUUAAUGCAGCUGUUCGGUAAAUCUGUUGGAGCUCUAGAUAGAUUAUUAGGGCUGUGUCUCUUUUUAAACGCUGAGAAAUGGCAACAGUUAAAAAGGACGACAGAUUAACAAGUUCUCAAAGUUUUCUAUGCGUCGGGUUUGCAGGAAUUUUUAGCAAAACCGUUACAUCGCCUCUCGAGGUGGUGAAAAUUUUGAGCCAGGUGGGGACUUUUCACUGCAAACGUGGCUUCUUGGGCAGUUUUCUACUUAUUUAUCAGCGUGAAGGUCUGCCGGCGUUUUGGAAAGGAAAUUCGGUUUCCUGUCUGCGGUUGUUUCCAUACAGUGCCAUACAUCUGGGAACCUACAAAACGAUCAUCCACCUCUAUAUGGAUGAACUUGGUCGUAUUUCCCAGUGGAAGGCCAUACUGACUGGUGGUCUAGCAGGUAUAUCUGCUGCGCUGCUUACCUAUCCCUUAGAGGUGGUUGAAACCAGACUGAUAGCCCAAAACUGCAGAGAAUCCACAUAUCGGGGUGUGCUGCACGCUCUUUCCAGUAUCAAGCGACAUGAGGGGUUCCUGGCUCUGUACCGUGGCUUUUCUCUCACUAUAUUAGGUGCAGUUCCCUUCUCAAUUGGCUGCUAUGUGGUUUUUAUUAACUUGGAUAAGCUGUGGCAGGAGCACCACUUCCGUUUCAACUCUUUGCAGAACUUCGUCAAUGGCUGUCUUGCGGCAGGAGUGGCUCAGACUCUCUCUUUCCCCUUUGAGACAAUUAAAAGGAAGAUGCAGGCUCAGAGUCCUCUGCUGCCACACUGUGGAGGAGUUGAUGUCCAUUUUACUGGGACCAUAGACUGCUUCAGGCAGGUCAUCAAAACCAAAGGUGUCCUGUCCCUGUGGAGUGGCCUAACAGCCAACAUGCUCAAGAUCACCCCAUACUAUGGCCUACUCUUCAGCUGCUUUGAGAUGUGUAAGCAAUUCUGUCUUUACCAAAACGGCUAUACUUUGUCUCCAUUAAGCUAUAAGCUUAAACCAGGAGUGGACCAAAGCCUGGGCCCACAAGAACUACAGGAGUUUAAGCGCUAUCUGAAAAACAGACAAAUACAGGCCCAAAGUUCAUCGAUGGGAAAUCGGUGGCAGACCUAACUGUAUUAUAAACAAACACCUAGUAGUAGGAAAAACAAUGAAGGAGUUUGCUGGAGCACUUUUUUGGGUAUUGUUAAAAAACCAUACUGUGUAGACUUUAAUAGAUUACACUUGAAUUCACUUGAGAACUUCUGUUCAGUAAAUGUAAUCAUGGGCAUUUUGGUUCUAAAGGGCAAGUUACAACACUUUUACUGUUUAGUAUGUCAAUGCACAAUGGUAUGCACUAAGUGUUCAGUAUAGUUGAUGCUGGGUAAAUAUUGCAGGUAUUUAGUAAACAGUAUGGGCAUCCGAGUGUGAGAUUUGGUCUAUUUCGCUACCUGAAGUUAGACGACCUUGUGCAUGCGCUGUAACAGUACUCGCUGCUAAAAGUUGUAUGUAUUAUUAAAUGUCAUUACAUGUAUUUUUUUUUUUUU
Messenger RNA from Hemibagrus wyckioides, 1582 nucleotides. It is a transcript of the gene slc25a43, whose product is annotated as solute carrier family 25 member 43. The record is from RefSeq and is a predicted model, not a curated record. The coding region runs from base 129 to 1169 and encodes 346 amino acids. NCBI's taxonomy places the organism in Eukaryota, Metazoa, Chordata, Actinopteri, Siluriformes, Bagridae. The transcript has 5 exons. Gene Ontology annotation, biological process: transmembrane transport.